Messenger RNA from Ilyonectria robusta, 957 nucleotides. RefSeq names its product mPR-like GPCR protein. Gene Ontology annotation, cellular component: membrane. Gene Ontology annotation, molecular function: signaling receptor activity. The coding region runs from base 1 to 957 and encodes 318 amino acids. The transcript has 3 exons. NCBI's taxonomy places the organism in Eukaryota, Fungi, Ascomycota, Sordariomycetes, Hypocreales, Nectriaceae. The record is from RefSeq and is a predicted model, not a curated record.
AUGGCCAGCCAACAUCAGCAACCAGCCGGCGUGCGCCAACGCCGGCCCUCCACCACGGAAACCAUUCUCAGCGCUACCAAGUCGUUUGAGAAAAAGGUCGAGCAAUCUCUGCUGAUCCUCUGGGACGACCUCCCCGCCUGGCGUCGCGACAAUUCCUACAUCCUCACCGGCUACCGCCAGUCGCGCUCCUCGUACGCGCACUCCCUGGGCUCCCUCUUCUACCUACACAACGAGUCCGUCAACAUCUGGACGCAUCUCCUCGGGGCCAUUGUCUUCAUUGGCACCGCUGCAUACGUCUACCAUGUCGUCCAGCCGCGCUACGAGACGGCCACGGUUGCGGACGUGUUUGUCUUUGCCUGCUUCUUUGGCGGUGCUGUGCUGUGCCUGGGCAUGAGCGCUACGUUCCAUACAUUGUCGAACCACAGUGAGAUGGUGGCCAAGUGGGGAAACAAGCUCGACUAUACUGGCAUUGUGGCAUUGAUUGUCGGGAGCUAUUUCCCGGCGCUGUACUACGGCUUCUUCUGUAGGCCGCAGUUGAUGACCAUCUAUCUAAACGCGAUUUGUUCCCUCGGCCUAGGAUGUGGGCUGGUGUCAUGGAUCGAACGCUUCCGCACUCCGACCUGGAGACCUUACCGCACCAUGAUGUUCGUUGCUCUCGGCCUCUCAGGCGUGGUCCCAGUUAUCCACGGCUGCAUGGUCUACGGUAUUCAGGGCAUGGAGGAGCGGAUGAGCCUCAGUCUGGUCGUCCUCCACGGCGCCAUGUACAUCUUUGGCGCCUUCCUCUACGCUGUUCGAUGGCCUGAGCGGAGCGUACCCGUUGUGUUUGACAUCUGGGGUAGUUCUCACCAGAUCUUCCACAUGUUCGUCAUCAUGGCUGCCGUUACGCAUUUCUAUGGCAUGGCCAAGGCAUUCGACCACCUUCACACUGUCAUGGGAUCCGAGUGCCUCGAGGGUUAA